Messenger RNA from Lymnaea stagnalis (great pond snail), 11723 nucleotides. The record is from the annotation of a GenBank genome assembly. NCBI's taxonomy places the organism in Eukaryota, Metazoa, Mollusca, Gastropoda, Lymnaeidae.
CAAAAUUAUGCCAUCGUGACAAUAAAUUUUGAGGACCACUUCAUGUGAGAUCACUUCCUCCGUACACGUCACUAACGUCUUUUGCUAAAAUAAUCUCAAAUAAUCAUUCUCUAGGUACGUAUUAAAUAGACGUAACACCGUGUUUAACAUUUCCAUAAGUUAGCAUGCAUUGAGAUUAACAUGGAAAGUGCGUUACUUGAAUACAUAUUUUGUCAAGUAACUUAAACAUAUAAGAAGUUCACGCACAAUUCAAAGACAAUUUUAGCGAUUUGCAAUAACUAUUUACCUAUCCUUUUCGUUAUUUUUUUACACCUGUUUAAAUCUUCUGACGCUGCCAACAAGCAUGAUGUAAUUUAGACCCCCUUAACAAAAAUGUUUGUGCAAUUGUCAUUGUGUUUCUUCCUGUUGUAUAAAUGUAUGAGACAAAGACAAGUACACAAAUUUAACCGCUUUUGAAAAUAUUUAUUUCUUUUUUGGUAUUAUCCAGGACUGGAUGACAUCAUCUCCAAGGGGACAACUUUCCAACCGAAGCGAUUCAACAGUAUUACAACCUUGACCUCACUCGUCUGCUCAAAUCUUAAAUAAUAAUUUAUAGCGGCCAGCGUCACACAAUGAGGCUGACCACACGGAUAGUGUUACUUGUAUCAGUAUUAGUUUCCACAUGCCCCUACGCCCAGGGCGCGUUGGCCACCACCCAACCAGAGUAUGCCAGGGGCAUCGACGACCUCAGACUGGUUUUGGGCCCCAACUACAAACUCUUCGUUGCUGCCUAUUGGCGGUACCUGAUCAACGAUUGUUCAUAUGUUAGCUACAAGCUAUCAGACGACCUCGUCGGAGGAUAUUUGGAUAAAUGUAAGUAGGGAAUGACGUCAUGCAAUUGUCAACAUUGAAAGAGUGGCGUGAUCAUUAUUUGAAUGGCAUCGUUCAUUAAAAUCAGGAGUUCCUAAGUUCCAGUUAGUGGAAAGUUGUUUGAGACUUAGUUUGUACGAAAAUAAUUUGUAGGACUUUGGUUAAUUUAAAAGAAGAAUCACAAUGCAAAAUGUUGUUUAAAGGUCGGCAGGUAUGGUGUAGGACUGUCUGUAGGCCUAUUGUUUAAUGGCUGGAAGGUAAGGUUUAGGACUGUCUCUAUGUCUAUUGUUUAAAGGCCGGCAGGUAAGAUGUAGGACUGUUUAUAAAAAAGAAGAUAGAAGAUAACUCUUUUUUUUUUAUAACCCUUGAACCCACCGGGUAUUUUCUCAAAAAAGAAAACUGCACCCGGUUAAGCCCUCGUAUAUAAUAUUUAGCCGACUGGAAUAAGCUUUUUAACUGUAAGGGAAGAUUCUUUUUCUGACAUUAUUUUAUCCAGCGCCCUGAAUUUCUGUGAAUAGAAACAAGUAUAAAGUAGUGCGAAACAUGUUGGACCUGAUUGCAAAGAGAACGAAACAUUUGCUUUGCUGUAAAGACCCCAGACGUUUGACAAUUUAUGCAAUAUUUAGCUUCAAAAUCACUUUCAGUUCCGAACAAGUGGUAACAACCCCACCCCCAACCCCGCAAACCGCUUACGAUACCAGUAACGCUAUGCGUUAAUCCGACCCCGUCCCUAAACACCGGUACACUAUUAAAGCAAGCACACCAGCCUGUUCCAAAAUGUACGACAAAAAGAUGCUUUUAUAGUGACUACACAGCGAAGCUAUGGUCACUCUUGUGGCCGCAGAUGGGAAGAUGUCUUAAUCGGUAUUGCGUUUUAUCUAAAUACAUUAAAAGAAUGUAAAAAAAAAUUAUUCUAAUUGAAUUGUGCCUUUAUAAAAAUAGUGCUUUUUUGUUUUGUUUUUUUACGUUCACGUCAAAUUAAGGAAAACAAUUAACAGAUAUCGGCUGUUUUAUUUACCAUCAACUGAGUGCUUAUAUUCAUAUAUAUUUUUUCUUUGUUAACUUUUUAAAAAAUUACUUGAAAUGUUGCGUAUGUUCUUAAAACUAGAUCAUAUUUUGGAAAUUUGUUUAUUUUUAAAAAUAAGUCUCUGGAAGAACGUCUAAACUCCACAUCUCUUGAUAAUCACAAUGACGGGGCUGUUUGGUAGCCAAUCACAGCAUUUUUUUAUAUGGAGUUUCUGGGACCAAGCUUAAAAAAACAUCAGGAUUUUUCGAUGAUAACUGUAUGGUAACCAAGCAGCUGCUGGGGGGAAAACACCAUCUUCACAAAUCCUAUCUUAAACCGAAUUCAAUUCCUAGGAAAGCUGCAUACAACAAUUACGUCGAAUGCAAGAUAAAAAGUUGAGUGACAGAACUUAUAUGAUUCAGGGAUAUGUUGAAGGACACAAUCUGAGAAAUUUCUACCCCACUCUUCAAGAAGUCUUCGGUCCCACCUUAUCAGGAUCAUCCCUAAAGCUGGGCAGAGCAAUCUGAGAGCAUCUUUAAUCGCCAUACAUCUGUCAAUGACGAAGCCAUAAAUCGACUCCCACAGGUGCCCAUCAACCAAGAAAUGGAAGACACCCACCAACUCUAAAUGAUACGCAAUAAGCUAUGUGCCUUCUCUCGAGUGGCAAAGCUCCAGGUGAUGAAUUCAUGCAAUCUGAAAUUUACGAGUAAGGUGGAACAGCUCUGACUCAAAGGCUUCAUCGGCUCUUCAUUCUAAUGUGGCAGCGAGAGAUGAUACAACACGAUUUUAAGGAAGCAUGCGUUGUCCACUCGAACAAACUUGUACAAACGUGAAGGGAACCGUCAAUCCUGUGAAAACUCCAGUGGCAUAUCUUUGCUCUCAACUGCAGGCAAGAUACUAGCUAGAAUGCUCCUGAACCAUCUAAAUUCACAUAUCGGGAAGGGUCUACUGCAACAACGUCAAUAUGCGGUUUUCGCAAAGAUCUCGGAUCUAUCCAUUAGGUGUGCGCUGCCAGAUAGCGGUUGGAAGAGUGUCAUGAACAAAAUGUAGAACUCUUCUCUACCUAUGUUGACUCAACCAAAGCUUGCGACACUGUCAGCAGAGAAAGUCUCUGAAAAAUCAUAGGCAAAUAUGGAUGCCCCCAAAAACUCAUUCAUUGGAGUGGCAAGUUCAUCAUAGUAUGCACGCUAGGGCCCGGGAAAAAUUAGAGAUGCCUCAACCAUUUCAUGUGUCUAAUGGUGUCAAACAAUGUUGCGUUCUGGCACGCUUUCUGCCAUGCUGUUUGAUACUUUCAGUGAGGGAGUCAUUGGCAUCGACAUCAGAUACAGAAAGAAUUGUACAGCUUUUAACCGCAGAAGUCUAAACGCUAGAUCCAGUGUCCGGACAGACAUCAUCAGGGACUUCCUGUAUGCUGGUGACUGUGCCGUUAACGCUGAAGGAGAAACCGAUAUGCAACGGGGUGUUGCAAACUUCUCGUAUGCCUGCACAAACUUUGGUCUUACCAUUAACAAAAAGAAGACUAAGGUACAAACCAGCUCGACGAAAACCUUCUAAUUCUAAACUUUUAGGUUCCUACUAGCUAAUGUGUGACUACUUUUAGGUUCUUGUUAGCUAAUGUGCCACUACUUUAGGUUUCUACUAACUAAUGUGUCACUACUUUUACGUCCCCAAUAGCUAAUGUUCUUCUACUUUUAGGUUCUUGUUAGCUAAUGUGCCACUACUUUUACGAUUCUUCUAGCUAAUUUUCCGCUACUUCUAGGAUCCUACUAGCUAAUGUGCCACUACUUUUACGAUUCUUCUAGCUAAUGUGCCUCUACUUUUACGAUUCUUCUAGCUAUUGUGCCGCUCCUUUAAGUUCCUACUAGCUAAUGUGCCGCCACUUUUAGGUUCUUACUACCUCAUGUGCCGCCAUUUUUAGGUACCAACUACAUAAUAUGCCACCUAACCUCAGUCGAUCUCGUAAUUGUUCAAUAUACUCGCGAGCUUCCCCCCCCCCUCUGCCUGUUUAGACUUUCCUGAAAAAAGUGUUCCCAGGGAUAUUUAUGGGCCUCAUAUAUUUCGCCUAAAUCAAAAGCUGCAAAACCUGUUAGUUCAUUUUUAAUAUCCCGAUAGGCAAAUAAGAUACCUGGAACGUGAGAUUCCCAGGCCUUGGGAUGAUCGUGAGUAAGGCCUUGAGAGUACCGUAGAAUCGCUAAACCAUAGCAUUGAUUUGUGUGUGUAAAGGGGGUGCUAAAUCGUUGGGGUUUUGCCCAUGAGUUUGGUGACUUGGGUCAUUAGACAGCAUUUAAACCGGCUGCCGUUGUCUUAUGGAAUUUCAUCUAGUAACCACACUAGAAAAUAUUAUUAGUAGUUCCUCUUGUAUGACUUCGGCAGUUAUUCUUUUCAGGUUUAUGACUUCUGUCACGGUGUCCAUGAGGGUCAGGAUAGAUCGAUAUCCCAUUUUGGAUGAUUGCUUUAUGGGGCCCACUAGUUCAAUGGCCAGCUUUCCCCAAGAUUUGUUGAUUAACUCCAUUUUUCCCCAAGAUUUGUUGAUUAACUCCAUUUUUCUCCAAGAUUUGUUGAUUAACUCCAUUUUUCUCCAAGAUUUGUUGAUUAACUCCAUUUUUCCCCAAGAUUUGUUGAUUAACUCCAUUUUCCCCAAGAUUCGUUGAUUAACUCCAUUUUUCCCCAAGAUUUGUUGAUUAACUCCAUUUUCCCCCAAGAUUUGUUGAUUAACUCCAUUUUUCCCCAUGGUGUAGUGAAUAAAUCCGGCGAUUUGGUUCCCCCCCCAUUUGACACACAUCGCACUUCUUACAAUAAUAUCUGACACCCAUCGCUGCGCCAGGGCCACCAACAUUCUUCCAGAGCUCUUGCCUGUGCACGAGCUACACCCAUGUGUAGUGAGACUCCAUGAUCAUGGGCUAUUCCCAGCACCAUUUUUCUUACAUAUUAGGGAACAGCUAAUUGUUCUGUCCGCUGCUACUGUCACAACUCUCUUUCAUUAACAGUUCAUCUUUGUACCUAACUUGUGAUGGUCUAAUUUGUCUCCUCGCGUGCUCGAACGUAACGUUUGAGUAUCAAAUCAUUUUGCUGUAGCGUUCUAAACUUAUCCUCCGUUGCCUCUAGUUUGGUUACGUUCUUAGUACCGUUAUUAUUAUUGGUCUAAAAUGUCUGCCCCGAUGGUGUUGCUCUAAAAUGUCUGCCCCGAUGGUGUUGCUCUAAAAUGUCUGCCCCGAUGGUAUUGCUCUAAAAUGUCUGCCCCGAUGGUGUUGCUCUAAAAUGUCUGCCCCGAUUGUAUUGCUCUAAAAUGUCUGCCCCGAUUGUAUUGCUCUAAAAUGUCUGCCCCGAGUGUAUUGCUCUAAAAUGUCUGCCCCGAUUGUAUUGCUCUAAAAUGUCUGCUCCGACGGUAUUCUGUAAAUUUCUGUAAUCCUCGGUGUCGUGUCCUGUUAAGCGGCACAAAUUUGGGUGACCGCUUUCCCACUCUGGUUUAGCGGUGAAACUUUUGCCUUUGUUUUUGUGACUGUCCUUUACCGUUGAAAGCUAACAUGGCACCUGUUGGUCCAUGCGUGUCAGAUACCUGUUGGUCCAUGCGUAUCAGACACGUGUUGGUCCAUGCGUGUCAGACACCUGUUGGUCCAUGCGUGUCAGACACCUGUUGGUCCAUGCGUGUCAGAUACCUGUUGGUCCAUGCGUAUCAGACACGUGUUGGUCCAUGCGUGUCAGACACCUGUUGGUCCAUGCGUGUCAGACACCUGAUGGUCCAUGCCUGUCAGACACCUGUUGGUCCAUGCGUGUCAGACACCUGUUGGUCCAUGCGUGUCAGACACCUGUUGGUCCGUGCUUGUAAGACAACCGUUGGUCCGUGCGAGGAAGACACCCCGUGGUUGUAAGACACCUUUUGGUCUUCCUGUGAGGGCUUUAGCUGGAUGUGCUGCCAUGUAAAUGUCUCCAGUCGCUAAUACGGGAUCAACGGUCAUGUUGUGUGUUUCUGAAAUAUGCUCGACUAUGUCUUGAUUCACCGUUUGUAGUAGUUUGUUUAACUACUGUUAGUGCGAAAAAAUUUUCAUAAGUCUUCUCCGACUUGGAUAAUUGAAUCCAUCUGGCUAGGUAAUGGCUGAUACUGUUCGUGUAUGUCAUUGGGCCGUCGUGUUUACCCGGUGUAGUCUUGGCCAGUUUAUCUCUAUAACUCUGAGCUGUAAAUCUGAAGUCGUAUUGUUCUCUCGUCUCGUCAUAUUGUUCGCUGGCCCUGUCAUAAUGUUCUCUCGUCCUGUCAUAUUGUUCUCUGGCCCUGUCAUAUUGUUCUCUCGGCCUGUCAGAUUGUUCUCUGGCCCUGUCAUAUCGCUCUCUGGCACUGUCAUAUUGUUCUCUCGGCCUGUCAGAUUGUUCUCUGGCCCUGUCAUAUCGCUCUCUGGCACUGUCAUAUUGUUCUCUCGGCCUGUCAGAUUGUUCUCUGGCCCUGUCAUAAUGCUCUCUCGCCCUGUCAUAUUGUUUUCUGGCCGCGUCAUCUUACUCCUUUUCCUCUGUCUAUCUACGUCAUUUUCAUCUCAUGUUCUUGAAUCCUUUUUUUUCUUCUUCAUCUCGCUCAUAUACGCAAACGGCUCUUUUGUGGUCGCGGAUGGCGCGCACUUCGUUCUCGAUUCUUCCUAAAUUUCUUAUCCAUGUUUUUGCUUCCACACCUUCCAAUCCAAAAUCUAUCUGAUUUUUUAAAAAUAGUGUUGCAAUAGUUGGUAAAGACAUUGUUUCAUAUAUUUUUUUUUAAAUUACAAAUAAAAAGUGGAGCAUGGUUGCAAUACAAAUAGGUAUACAGUGAGUAAGUAUGUUUCUAAUUUAAGGUUACUUCACAAGUUAUAGAGGCUUAAUUACCAGAAAUGCACAAUAAAACAAAGAAUAGGAAUUAAAGGAGUAAAAUAAUUUACUUACAAUAAUUAUUUAUUACCAUUUGACUUGGGACGGUUCUCCGUUUACUUCAGAUGCCUCAUGGGGGUCAAUGGGAUUAAGAUUAGUUGUGUUUUUUUUCACUAACAUUUAUUUGUCUGUAAGCCGGGGUCAUUUAGGUAGGCCGAGUUCAUUUCAGUACACCGAGGUCGUUUCGGUAGACCGAGUCCAUUUCAAUAUACCGAGGUCAUUUCGAUAGGCCGAGUUCAUUUCAGUAUACCGAGGUCGUUUCGGUAGGCUGAGGUCAUUUCGGUAGGCCGAGUUCAUUUCAGUACACCGAGGUCAUUUCGGUAGGCCGACUUCAUUUCAAUAUGCAAACCCCCCCCCCCCCCCCAAAAAAAAAAUUGUUUAACAGAGGUGUUCAGCUGCUCGGGUCAAAACCAGGAGUGUUUAAAUAUCUUGGCAGCCUUUCCACCGAGGCUGCUAAAAGGAGUACAUAGACAAUGACAAGAGUUCAGUGGGAGAAUGAGGUCAGCGUCCACAUCGCCCCGCUUCUAAGACACCCACGAAUAGAGAUGGAGACCAAAGCCAGGGUAAUCAACGCUAGCUUUAUCUCAAACUUUACCUACCAGUGUCGUACCUCGUCUCUGAAUACAAGUCUAUAGUAAAAUAUUCACCUGCGAGAUACCGACGGCCGUUAAAUAAAACAGCAACACAUUAUACAAUGACAAGAAUUCGCAGCAAACGGUAGAUUGUAGCCGAAAAGCGUUCCGUAUCGGUAACAACUCGCAGAAGAUGAAAUGUUUGUAACAACUCACAGAAGAUGAAAUGUUUGUAACAACUCACAGAAGAUCAAAUAUUUGUAACAACUCACAGAAGAUCAAAUAUUUGUAAAAACUAACAGAAGAUGAAAUAUUUGUAACAACUCACAGAAGAUGAAAUAUUUGUAACAACUCACAGAAGAUGAAAUAUUUGUAACAACUCACAGAAGAUCAAGUAUUUGUAACAACUCACAGAAGAUCAAAUAUUUGUAACAACUCACAGAAGAUCAAAUAUUUGUGUUCCAUCAAUUCAAAAACAUUAAAGAUGACUUGAGACAUUUUUUCUAUCCCGUAGUUAGCUGUUGUCUUUAUUAUUUAGCUGUUGUCUUUAUUAUGGUCUAUCACUUACUCAAUUUAAUGGAGAUACUAUGCACACACAACAACAUAUUUUGUAAAGUCAAUCUGUUUAAGUACCCAACCACCCCACCCCCACUUUUUUUUUCGUUGUGAAGCAAGGCUAUAUCCUAACAAUCCUAAACUUUUCACGCGAGGUAACUAAAUAAAUUUAUUAUUUAAACAUGAUUUUCUUUUCACUAACGAUCUCACCUAGACAGGUGGUGCAACCAACUUUCUGUUAAAACUUUGUAAAAAAUUGUGUUAUGAUUUCAAUUUAAAUUUCCACAGACUGCUUGUAUUUGACCCAAUGCCCAGUGAUUUAUGAGACUCAGUCUUGCCUUAUCAAAAUAUCCGUCAUGUACGUACGGCUUGCUUGUUGCCCAGGUAACUAUUUGGACACAGGUUUGGUGAUCUUAACAUACGUUUCUUAGUUUGCGUUUACAACAAUUUCACCUACCGAUGAUUUUGUGCAACAAUCAGUUCAGGCCAUACAAUCUUCAUUAAACGUGUAUUCUUAGUCACCCCAGCGAUGAAUAUUGCAAAUGGUAUUUAAAGCAAUUAAUAUUAAUCAUUAAAAAAUGUAAGGACCAACACACCCCAACUUGGAGCUUAACACACAAAUGUAACGACAAUAUUUGACUUACACAAAGGACAGUAUGGCUUGAGUUACAUCAGUUAGAGUUUCUUUCAUUGUUGCAUUUCAUAGAAUAGUUUAUUUGCUUGUGUUUGUCUUACGGUUAAAUAAUUUUUUCACCCAAGCCCCUCAAGAGAAUGACUCGGGAAAACUUUGGCCACCCCAGUUUUCGGUUGACAAGUUUCUUACGUGACACCACCAGAGUCAUUUCAUUCUGACAAGAAUCAUAUUUGUUUUCAGAACCUUUUGAAAUCCCAACAAUACCACCGACAACACCACCAGAGUCAUUUCAUUCUGACAAGAAUCAUAUUUGUUUUCAGAACCUUUUGAAAUCCCAACAAUACCACCGACAACACCACCAGUGACCACAAGAGCUGACCAAGACAAAGGACGUAAGAAUUUUUUUCUUCUUUUUUUUUUUUUUCUCCCCUUGAUAAAAAAAAAAUGUGCAGUUUCUAGCAGGAGUGCGAUAAAUAGCAUUAUAAUUGAUAGAUCAUUGGAUCAGUUGCUGACAUCAUUCAUAAAAAACUAUACAUUACAAUGUGGUAAAAAUUUUGUAACGAAACAAAAGUUUUUAUGGGCAAUGAUGUUCGAUUUUUUUACACAGCCUUGUUAGAGAGAAAUGUAAAUAUUAAGUCAUUAUAAUCUUUUUUUUUUUUUUAAAGUUCAAAAUGAAAUUUAAAUUUGAUAAGAAAACGAAAUAAGAAAACAAAUAUUUAUUUGGUUAUUUUGUUCACCACUUUUAUCUUAAACGUUCAUAUCUAGUUGUCCUGUUUUUCAAUUCAAGCUUCCAAGGACCUUGUUCUGGUUUUUAUUUUCGAAACAAUGGGUUGUUUUUUAAAAGCAGUAAAUAAUGAAUAAAUUAGGCCAACUUUUUUAUUUCAAAGUAUGACUUUAAUAACGCAUUUGCUUUGUUUAUUUAAUUUUCAAAAUAAUGUUGCUUCUAUCGAAGUGAAAUGAUGGCAUCCAUUGUAGAGCGUCGUAGCCCAGCUAUGUGCAACAUACGAUUAUAUAGAGGGUAUUCCGCUCUAUCAUCAUAACGGGUAAUGUCUCCUUGGAGAUAAACCAUGGAAAUUUUGUCGAAAAUAUAAACGAUCAAGUUUCGGUCAUGUUAAGUUUAAAUUAAGGUGGUUUUUUUUUAAAAUAUUCUAGCCCCCCUUCCCCAUUUUAUUUUUCCUACUUUUGUUAAUAACCAUUAACGUCACAUAUAAAUUGAUAUAUACUUUUACCUCUUUCUCUGGUUACCUUUUUCAACACGGGCACGCCCCAACACGGGCACGCCCCAAAGCGGGCGCGCCUCCCAGUUAGGAAACACCAUCGGCUUAAGUUUGUAGCAAUGACGAUGUGAUAACUCCAAUAACUUUCUAAUGCACGCUGAGACUUGCCUCUGUUUUCACACAUUAGAAACGUCUUCAUUUAUCACGCCUUCAUUUAUCACGCCUUCAUUUGUCACGCCUUCAUUUGUCACGCCUUCAUUUAUCACGCCUUCAUUUAUCACGCCUUCAUUUAUCACGCCUUCAUUUAUCACGCCUUCAUUUAUCACGCCUUCAUUUAUCACGCCUUCAUUUAUCACGCCUUCAUUUAUCACGCCUUCAUUUGUCACGCCUUCAUUUAUCACGCCUCCAUUUGUCACGCCUUCAUUUAUCACGCCUCCAUUUAUCACGCCUUCAUUUAUCACGCCUUCAUUUAUCACGCCUUCAUUUAUCACGCCUUCAUUUGUCACGCCUUCAUUUAUCACGCCUUCAUUUAUCACGCCUUCAUUUAUCACGCCUUCAUUUGUCACGCCUUCAUUUGUCACGCCUUCAUUUGUCACGCCUUCAUUUAUCACGCCUUCAUUUAUCACGCCUUCAUUUAUCACGCUUUCAUUUAUCACGUCUUCAUUUAUCACGCCUUCAUUUGUCACGCCUUCAUUUGUCACGCCUUCAUUUGUCACGCCUUCAUUUAUCACGCCUCCAUUUGUCACGCCUUCAUUUAUCACGCCUUCAUUUAUCACGCCUUCAUUUGUCACGCCUUCAUUUAUCACGCCUUCAUUUAUCACGCCUUCAUUUAUCACGCCUUCAUUUAUCACGCCUUCAUUUAUCACGCCUUCAUUUGUCACGCCUUCAUUUAUCACGCCUCCAUUUGUCACGCCUUCAUUUAUCACGCCUCCAUUUAUCACGCCUUCAUUUAUGUGCGGAAGUAAAUAGUGCGGAUCAUUUGUCACGCCUUCAUUUAUCACGCCUCCAUUUGUCACGCCUUCAUUUAUCACGCCUCCAUUUAUCACGCCUUCAUUUAUCACGCCUUCAUUUAUCACGCCUCCAUUUAUCACGCCUUCAUUUAUCACACCUUCAUUUAUCACACCUUCAUUUAUCACGCCUUCAUUUGUCACCUAGCUGCAGAACGUCCAAGUUUCAAUAUCGAUUGCUCUUAAAUGUUUUGUGCAGUGAAGCCGUGCAGCUAUGGGCAAGUGCUCCCAGUGAGGAAAAUUUUCGGAGGGUACGAGGCAACAGAGGGUGAAUUCCCUUGGACGGCCAUGUUGCUGGUAGAAGGCCGUUUCCUGUGUGGUUGCGUCAUUGUAGACACCACACACGCCAUCACGGCGGCACACUGCUUUGACUAGUGAGUCACAAAAUUGUAUUAAAUUUUUUUUUCAGUCACUUUGGCAGUUAUUAAUUUAUGGUUCGCCUUGUUAUGGGGGGUAUGGUAUUUGGAUUCGGUAGUGAGCCUGUAUCAACCUAGCAUUCCAAAGCCAGUAAUGUGGAAAAUUCACAAAUUUACAAACACACACCCUUAAAACCUCCCCACCCCCACCCUUUUUCCUCUGACUUUUAUUUAUUAAAAAUAGUAGCAUUAAUGAUAAGGCUUGAAAAAAAAUGUUCCUGGUAUUUCAAACCUGGAUAGUUGAGGGUUCUGCUUAUAUAUUUCUAAAACUCCUUUGAUCAUAAUAUAAUAUGAUUUGAAAAGUGAAGUAAAAACAAACACUUUAAAUGGAUCUUCCUGUUUAAAAGCCAUAGUUAGUCUUUGCACAUUUUUAUAAGCUGCAUUCUUUGCCUUUUUUCAACACAAGAUAUUCAUGGACCCAUUUUAACUCUAUAGCCACGUGCCGUCAUCAAACUAUGAAGUCUUCGCCGGUAGAUACAGCUACGACUUGAGUAUUCGGGAGGAAGGGGAACAACGCAUUCCGGUGAAGAACUUCACGAUACACGAGGCGUACAACGUCAGGGGCAUAAGUAAUCAUCAGUAA